Molecule: messenger RNA, 1218 nt
Organism: Microdochium trichocladiopsis
Lineage: Eukaryota; Fungi; Ascomycota; Sordariomycetes; Xylariales; Microdochiaceae
Product: beta-lactamase superfamily domain-containing protein
Exons: 2
Coding region: 1-1218 (405 amino acids)
Biological process (GO): N-acylphosphatidylethanolamine metabolic process; N-acylethanolamine metabolic process
Cellular component (GO): cytoplasm; membrane-bounded organelle
Molecular function (GO): zinc ion binding; N-acylphosphatidylethanolamine-specific phospholipase D activity
Source: RefSeq, a predicted model, not a curated record
AUGGCCGUCUACAGCUCGACCAUUGCCCAACAUACCACUGGUGGGACCGACAGUGAUGAUGCCAAGUCCCACCACGUCAAGAACUGUUUUGGGAGGACCACCAAGUUCAGGAACCCACAUCCGUCUGCCAAAGAGAUCAACUUUACCGACAUCUUGUCGGUCAUGACUGGUCGCCUUACCGGCAAGUAUAAGUGGCCUACGCCCAAGUUGGAGGACGGGCUACUCAAUGUUGUCGAACCAAAAUUUCUCGAGAGCCGCACUGGCUCAACACAGCUGCGGGCUACCUGGCUGGGACACGCAUGCUACUAUGUCGAGUUCCCAUCGGGUCUCCGGGUGCUCUUCGAUCCCGUCUUUGAAGACCAUUGUGCCCCUGUCAAGUCCCAGGGUCUCAAGCGGUACACGCCGCCGCCAUGCGAGCUUUCCGCUCUACCGCAUGUCGAUGCCGUCCUGAUCAGCCACUCUCACUACGACCACUUGUCGUAUUCCUCCGUCCUCGAGGUCCAGAAGCACCAUCCUAAUGCCCACUUCUUCGUCGGCCUUGGUCUUGAGAAAUGGUUCAAGGCAAGCGGCAUCGAGAAUGUCACCGAGCUAGAUUGGUGGGAUGGCGUCGACCUCAAGCUCGACCCGCAGUCGCCAAAGAAGAAUGCGAACGUGGAGGAUAGCCACAGCAGUGAUGCCAACGCCGAACCGAUCACUGCCAGAAUAUCCUGUCUGCCGUGCCAGCACGGAUCGGGGCGCGGCAUGCUUGAUCAAAACACGACGCUGUGGUGUAGCUGGGCCGUGUCAUCUGGUGGCUCCUCUGACGAGGUGCCAUCCAAGUCGGUGUGGUUCGGAGGCGAUACGGGAUACCGGACUGUCUAUAAAAUGGCUGAAGGCGAGGACGACUAUGGUCCUGAGCACCAGGAUCUGCCGCGCUGCCCGCAGUUCAAGCAGAUCGGCGAGAAGUUUGGCUCGUUCGACCUCGGCCUGAUCCCUAUCGGAGCAUAUGCCCCGCGCGAGGUCUUCUCGCCGGUGCACGCAAACCCCUUUGAUGCCGUCGAGAUCUUCAGGGACACAAACUGCAAGAGGGCCAUGGCCAUCCAUUGGGGAACCUGGGUCUUGACCCCUGAGGAGCCUCUCGAGCCACCGAAGUUGCUGAAAGAAGCCCUUCGUCGCAGAGGUAUUGCCGAGACAGGCGUUUUUGACGUCUGCGAUGUUGGCGAGAGCAGGUCGUUCUAG